ACAUAACUUUUCCAAAAGAGCGCGUUGUCGAGGGUAGAUCGCAGUAUAUCGCAAACAUCAAGUGUAGUCGAUUUGUGAGGAGGGCAUUGAAGAGUUUGUUUUGUGUAUACGAUUGUGUAUGUGUAUUGUGAAUGAUGUACGGCACCGGUAUUAGUUGUAGGUGUACAUUUAUGAGACUGCAUGAAUUUGAGUCCUAGAAGGAUGUAGAAAGAUGCUUGCGAAAUCAUUAGUAGUGACCCAAGAGUGGUUAUUAGAAUAGUGUGACAGUGCCAACCCAUGUUUGUUGAUUGGAAUGGAAAAUGAGCGGAAUCAUUAAGGAUAUUGCUUGCAACAGUUGAACUCUGUGUGACCAAUACGGUGAACUACCAUGGAUGAAAAGCCAUAUACCAGGCAGCCAGUUGCCGUGGCAACUGAUGAUGGACAGGCCCAGCAACUACAAGGAAGGGCACCAGUGGCCACAGUGCCAGGGUUGCCAGAGCAUUAUGCUCAGAUGACAACAUACCGAUCAUGUGCUGCCAUAUUGGCAGAUCCGGGCACAAAGGAUGAAAUUAAACUCAAGGCAGCCCAAGAAAUAAGUGAAAAUUUUGAGACUAUCCUGAUGCAUCCUGCUUACCAGUCAUUCCUUGACUAUACACUGAAGAUAUUUAUAAAAAUCCUUCAGGAAGGGGAAACACAUUUUAUAGCAGAGUACAGUAUUCAGCAAGUGCGGAAACUUAUAUUGGAAGUUAUACACAGGCUUCCAACAAAUGAAGUUUUGAGGCCAUAUGUGAAGUCUAUAAUCUCGUUGAUGAUGCGGCUUCUGGAGAUUGAAAAUGAAGAGAACGUUUUGGUGUGUUUGAGGAUAAUUAUUGAACUGCAUAAACAGUAUCGCCCUGUGUUUAAUGCAGAAAUUCAGAAUUUUUUACACUUCGUUAAAUCUAUAUAUCGAGAACUACCAAACCAUAUGCCAAAAAUUUUUGAACCUCGUGCUGCGAUAAGAGUUUCUGACAUAUCGGAAAUCAAUGUGGAAGCACUACUGAAGGAAACAUUUACAAUGACUGUCAUCCAGUGUGACAAGAAGUCAGAUGACAUGACUGUAACGUAUAAUUUAAUACCAAGAGCAGUUAUGUCCCUGAAAGUUCUCCAGGAACUACCAAUAAUAGUUGUGCUCAUGUAUCAGCUGUACAAGCAACAGGUUCAUCAAGAUGUGGCUGAUUUCAUUCCAUUGAUAAUGACGACAAUAUCUCUGCAGCCAACUCAACAACAGAGAAUGAGUCCUUCAUUUAAUAAAGAAGUUUUUGUGGAUUUCAUGGGAGCUCAAAUAAAAACACUAUCAUUUUUGGCAUAUAUUAUUAGAAUUUACCAAGAAGUUGUAGCCCAACAUGCAAGUCAGAUGGUGAAAGGAAUGCUUUCACUUCUUACUUUGUGUCCUAUGGAGGUUGCUAAUUUGCGAAAGGAACUGAUGAUAGCAGCACGUCAUAUCUUAGCAACAGACUUGAGAACUAAGUUUGUGCCUAUAAUGGAACGCCUCUUUGAUGAAAAUGUUCUUCUGGGUAAGGGCUUUACUACACAUGAAACCCUGCGGCCUCUAGCAUACAGCACCUUGGCUGAUUUGGUGCACCAUGUACGGCAGCACUUGCCUUUUGCUGAUCUGGAGCGUGCUGUGCAUCUCUUUUCACGUAAUGUCCAAGAUGAUUCACUGCCCACCAGUAUACAAACAAUGUCCUGUAAACUGUUACUCAACUUGGUUGACUGUAUAAGGCACCGCAGUGAAAUUGAAAGUGGAAGAGGAAGGGAGCUGCUGUUGAGAAUGCUGGAAACGUUCAUCAUCAAAUUCAAAAAUAUUUCAAAACACCAGUUGCCCACACUUCUAAAUAAAUGCAAAGCCCCGUUACCACUCGCUACAACACUUGGCCAGGUGCCUGGCGCACCAAACCCCAAUGUGGCACCCGUGCUGAAAGUGCAGCCCGGUGGCAACGCAGUGGCAGGAGCGUCGGUGCCUGUGGGCGCUGCUGCUGGAGGCAGCAUCACUCCGAACGCAUCCACUGCCACUGCCGUCCCGGCCGUCACUCCUGCUGGCACAGCUGCCACCAGCCCCGCCACCACUAAUGUCGCAGCCACAGCAGCAUCAGCAGGGAUGGUGGUGGCAGGGGUGCCGACAGCUGCGGCGACGAACGCCCCAUUCAUCCCACUGAUGAGCUCCAUACCCACGACUCCGGGCUCGGCGACACCUGGUGCGGCGUUACCCAGAGGGUUCGCCAAGGAGACUGCCACCCAACAGUACUCUGCAGCGGCAGUGAGCGCGUCUGCCGCAAACACUUUCUCGGAGCUGACGAAGGCCCUUGCUAAUGCAGACGGGAAGCUACCAACAGAAAAGGAGGAAAAGAAGUUCGGGUUUCCUCAGACACAGGGCAGUAACUACACAGUAACAGACUGCCGUGCCCUCGUGAAAACUUUGGUGUGCGGUGCAAAGACAAUUACAUGGGGCUGUGCUGCUUGCAAGGUUCCAACCAUUGAAGGAUCAACACAAGGAAAACUAUUUCAUCCAAAAGAAACACUAAUGUUUAUACGUCUUGUUAAGUGGGGGAUGAAGGCUCUCGAUAUAUACACUCUUAGUGCAAACCCCAUGUUACCGGGUCUCAUUUUGCCUGCUGUUCAGAGGAAUGCUGCUAACCAAACAGUUCGCUCAAAAGAAGAAAAAGAAGUGUUGGAACAUUUCUCAGGAGUUUUCUCUAUGAUGAAUCCCCUAACAUUUAAUGAAGUGUUCUCAACAACAAUAGAAUUUGUAGUGGAUCGAAUCUACAAGAAUUCAGCACUACAAGUUGUGGCAAACUCUUUUCUUGCAAAUCCAACCACAUCACCUGUGUUUGCUACUGUUCUUCUUGAGUAUCUCUUGAAAAGAAUGGAGGAGAUGGGAAAUGGCAUGGAGAAGAGCAACUUGUACUUGAAACUUUUCAAGUUGGUGUUUGGUAGUGUUUCUUUGUUUCCAGAGGAGAACAAACACAUGCUCAGACCCCACCUACAUAAGAUUGUUAACAGGUCAAUGGAAUUGGCGAUGACAGCGAAAGAGCCAUUUAACUAUUUCCUCCUGCUACGUGCCCUGUUUAGAUCGAUUGGUGGUGGCAGUCAUGACUUACUGUAUCAAGAAUUUUUACCGCUCCUUCCCAACUUGUUACAAGGACUGAACAGCUUGCAGAGUGGUUUGCACAAGCAGCACAUGAAGGACCUGUUUGUGGAGCUGUGCCUCACAGUUCCUGUCAGACUGAGCUCCCUGUUGCCAUACCUGCCAAUGCUCAUGGAUCCACUAGUAUCUGCUUUGAAUGGUUCUCACACUCUCAUCAGCCAGGGCCUAAGAACAUUGGACUUGUGUGUGGACAACUUGCAGCCUGAUUUCCUGUACGAACAUAUUCAGCCAGUACGUGCAGAGCUGAUGCAGGCACUGUGGAGGACACUUCGAAAUCCCUCAGAGCAAGUGGCACAUGUGGCAUUUAGAGUUCUUGGAAAAUUUGGAGGAGGAAACCGUAAGAUGAUGGUGGAGCCUCAGAAACUGACAUACAGCACAACUGACAGUCUUGGACCUGAGAUGGCAGUCUGCUUCCAGGAUCAUUCCAGGCAGAUAAACUUACCUGUGGAGAAGAUUAUAGAAACUGCAUUCACCGCCCUCAAGAGCAGCUCGACUGAUCCGUUCUAUAGGAGACAGAGCUGGGAAGUUGUCAAUUGCUACUUAAUUGCAUCCAUAAGCUUGGAGAAUGAUAGAAAAGAUAUGAAGAGGCUUUUCUCUCAUCCAAGCUUCACAGAGCAGAGUGUCAAGAUAAAUCCAAUACAAGGUGUCCCAUAUAAAUGCCCUGAUGCCAGAUCCAGGGCAACUCAUCAGACUGCUCUUACAGCAAUGUUGGUAGCUGCUGCAAUAAAGGAACUACGCUCGCAUGUUCUGCAGACACUUUUGUUCGUGAUCAGUCACUACACGAUGGUUGCAAUAUCCCAACAAGCAGGUCCAUUUUCAAUGUCCGCUAGACAGUCUGCUUUGGUCGGGAUGGAUCCUCUUGUGCUGAUUGAUGCCCUUGCGGUAAUAAUGGGACAUGAAGAGAAAGAACUGCUGAAACCUGGCAACCUAGCUUUGAUACUUAUCCUAGAAACAGCAACCAACAUUCUGGGCACAAAACAGCGAGCAUGCCGCUUGCCUCUCAUGGAGUACCUGUCUGAGCGCAUGUGUGCGCUCUGCUACGAUCGAGCAUGGUACGCAAAAGUGGGAGGUUGCGUCGCUAUAAAGUUCUUCUAUGAACGUAUGGAUAUGCGCUGGAUAUUCGAACAUCUCUUUGUUUUCUUAAAAGCACUUCUGUUUGUUAUGAUGGACCUCACAGGGGAGGUGUCCAAUGGUGCUGUCGAUUUGGCAAAGAACAACUUAGAGAAAAUGCUGACUUUGGCUGCAGCACCGAUUGAAAGAGAUGAAAACAAUGAAGACCUGCUCAAUGCACAGAGUAAGAGUCUGUUUGACGUGACACAUGAACUGGUGCGACAGGUCACAAGGCCAAACACGCUUAUCAGGGAGCAGACUAUGCAUUCAUUGGAAGUACUGGCUAAAAUACAGAAUAAGACGGUCACAGAAGUGAUGGAACCACACAAGGAGGUUCUUGAAGACAUGAUACCUCCCAAAAAGCACUUGUUGCGUCACCAACCAGCCAACGCACAGAUUGGGCUGAUGGAUGGAAACACCUUCUGCACGACUAUGGAGCCUCGUCUUUUUACAAUAGAUCCAGAAUAUUUUUUACUCCCACCCUUGAUGGAAGAUGGAGAUGUUAACAUCCAGUUACUAACAAAACCUUGUCCCGCAGAAGCAUCAUGUCUUUAUUGCCCCAGAGAUCUUAAUGUCACAGAACAUAAAGUGUUUUUCCAUGAGUUGAUAUCAUUGUGUGAAGCGGAUGAUGCUGUUCUGGCCAAGUUGCCAUGCUACAAGAACGUUCAUCCACUGACCGCUCUGCGCAAGUCUGCAUUGCAGGCACUUGCUGCGUGUCACUACAUACCGAGCAUGAGAGAGAAAAUAUUUACAGUACUUUACAAGGCUAUGGAAAAGCCAUGUCCAGAGCUCCAGGAGGCUGCUUUUGAAUGUACAAAAAAGUUUCUAGCAGGAUUUGCUGUGGAUGCUGAGAGUGUACAAAAUGUUGUAAAACCGGUACUGGAUGCUUUGGGAGACUAUCGCAUUUUGAACUUGAAUGCGACCAAGAGACUUUCGUACUUAAUACAGUUAUUUCCUGCAUGUGUGGAUACAAAAUUUUGUGACCAAAUGCUUCAACAUAUAAAAAAGUUGCUGGACCUCAUCAUUACUGCACAAAAGGGUGUAACAAAGACUACAGAACAUGAGCAAAAGAUAACAACAAUAAUUAAUAUUUUUCACCAGGUCCCUUCAGUUAUUUCAAAGUACAUCGAACCUCUCUGUCGAUUGACGUUACAUACAGAAAAAACUUUAAAUAUUGAAGCAAGUUCACCAUUUCGUGAGCCUCUUAUGAAGUUUCUGUUACGAUACCCACAGGAAACAAUUGAUAUGUUCUUGAAAGAAUGUUACCUGAAGGAUCCACAGUGGAAUAGAUUUCUCGAACACAUUGUGAAAUCUGAGGAGGGUAAACCACUGCGAGAUGUCUUCCAGAGUCCACCAGGUGUAGCAAAAUUGUCUGCUCUCAUCCUGUCACAGAAUGUAAAUCCAAGUGACAAGGCAGAUGUUCAGUAUAUUGGAAUAAUGCUGUUAGCAGCUAUAAUAAAAUUUGAUAGACAAUGGUUGUCUACGCAGCAAAUGCUUAUAAACUCCCUCAAGAAGGUGUGGAUGGAUGACAAUUACCUGGAACUCCACAAGAAGGUAGAAGGAGUAGAUGCAAGACACUGGCGUGAACCAAAACUUAUAGUCAAGAUACUGCUUCAUUAUUUCUGCCAUCACCCUAAUGAUGUUGACUUACUAUUCCAACUCCUUCGUGCAUUUUGCUACCAUGUAAUCCCAGACUUCCAGUUUUUGAGGAAUUUCCUGGAAACAACAGUUGCAGAGAAUUAUACGGUUGAAUGGAAAAGGGCAGCAUUUUUCCGUUUUGUGGAUGUCUUUCACAGCCCAAAGAUGUCACAAGACCUGAAAGCGAAGGUUCUGCAGAUGAUACUUAUACCGUGCUUUGCUGAAAGUUUUGAACGUGGGGAAGGAGAAAAGAUAAUUGGUACUCCACCCUUGCCAGAUCAGGAGAAUCCUGAAAAUGUUGUUUCCGUUUUUGUAAGCAAGAUCAUAGAUCCUGAUAACCCAUUUGGGAAUUCGGACUCCGUGCGCAUAUUCCUUCUACAGUUUGCAUGCUUGCUUGUGGAUCAGGCAGCUCCUCAUAUUCAUGACGCACAGAACAAACGGCAAGGUCUCAAGGUGCGCCGGCUCCUGAUGUUUGCAUGGCCAUGCCUCAUGGGGAAGAACUGUGUCGACCAGGCUACACGCUACCAUGGGCACCUUCUGUUAUCACAUAUAAUAGCCAAGUUUGCUAUUCAUAAAAGAAUUAAAUUGCAAGUAUUUCACAGCCUACUGAAAGCACACGCAAUUGAGGCACGAGCUAUUGUUCGACAGGCAUUAGAAAUCCUCACUCCUUUAAUGCCGGUGCGAAUGGAAGAUGGCUACACAAUGCUGACGCACUGGACUAAAAAAAUUAUUGUGGAAGAGGGACAUUCAAUGCAACAGCUGUUUCAUAUAUUACAGCUGGUUGUGAGGCACUACAAGGUCUAUUACCCAGUUCGCCAUCACCUGGUGCAGCACAUGGUGAAUGCCAUGCAGCGCCUCGGCUUCAGUCCUAAUUCAUCCAUAGAGCACAGGAGACUCGCCGUAGAAUUGGCUGAUGUUAUCAUCAAGUGGGACCUGCAGCGUAUCAAAGAUGAAGCUGAAUCCACAUCUAUGACUGAACAGUCUGUUACGCUCGGUACUCCAGUAAAACGAACACCUGUUGACGACCCUGGUAUGAACCUGGAAAAUCCUCGGAAAAGGCAUGCCACAAUGCCUGGUCCGUGCAUGAUGCCUGCCUUGGUCACCAAAGUGGAGCCGGACUCCACUACACCAAUCGAUACGGUCCAUGCCGAUGCCGUGCUCAACUUCUUGUUGCGGCUAGCAUGUCAGGUGAAUGAUACGAGCUCAGCUCUGGGCUCCCCCGGAGAGCUGCUGUCACGUCGGUGUGUAGCCCUCUUGAAGACAGCACUCAAGCCCGAGGUGUGGCCCCGUGCCAAUGACCUGAAGAUUGGCUGGCUUGACAAAAUCUUCUUGAGUGUGGAGUCGGCGACUCCCAACUAUGGCAACAUCUGCACUGCCCUCGAUCUUCUUGCUUACCUGGUGACACUUAUGAAGAAGGAGAGAAUUCUGGCAAACAUCAAACCGCUGCAGCGAGGUCUCGCAGCUUGUGUGACAAGCUCCAAUACCAAGGUAAUUAGACUGACUCACAGUCUCAUGACACGACUCAUGAGUUAUUUCCCCACUGAGUCGACUACAGCAACUGUUGCUUCCAAAUAUGAGGAGCUGGAAUGUCUAUACUCUAGUCUUGGAAAGUUUGUUUGCGAAGGGCUGUCUCAGUAUGAGAAGCAGUCCAGUGCCAGCCCAACAAUGCUUUAUGGCCCUCUCAUGAUGCUCAAAUCUGCAUGCAUCAACAACCAGACCUAUAUCGACCGGCUGAUCACACCAUUCAUGCGAGUGCUACAGAAAUUAACAAGAGAGCAUCUGAGUCCGAGUAUUCAAGAGCAGAAUGCAGCUAGCACAGGAAGUGAUCUGCUGAUUCUCAGUUUAGACAUGGUAAAGAACCGUGUAGUUGUGAUGGGUGCUGAUAUGCGAAAGACGUUCAUUGGAACAAUACUGGUUGGUCUGAUUGAAAAAUCACCAGAUAUUAAAGUCAUGAAGGCUAUAACUAAGAUGCUAGAGGACUGGAUGAAGAACAAGAACCCUAUUGCUAUUAAUCAGACUCCAACACUGAGAGAAAAAUCCAUACUCCUGGUUAAAAUGAUGCACUACGUUGAAAAAAGGUUUCCUGAUGAAUUGGAACUGAAUGCCCAGUUCCUUGAUAUUGUUAAUUUUGUGUACAGAGAUGAAAAUCUGAAGCAAUCUGAACUGGGAACAAAGUUAGAGCCUGCAUUCCUGGCAGGUUUAAGAUGUGUCCAGCCACCAAUCAGAGCUAAAUUUUUUGAGGUAUUUGAUGCAAGUAUGAAACGAAAAUUGCAUGACCGUCUGUUAUACAUAAUGAUUUCUCAGAACUGGGAGCCUAUGGGACCACAUUACUGGAUAAAACAGUGUAUAGAACUCCUAGUCAUGACUGCAAAUCCAGGUGAAACUGUACGACUCAGUGAUGAAAGCCUGAGGUUGCCUCCCAUUACAUAUGUCUUAAGCCAAGCAGAUAGCACUGAUAAAGCCAAUUAUUUCAUGUACUUACAAGGUAUAAGGGAUGACAUGGAUGAAAUGGAUUCUGAUAAAGAGAGUGAAAUUGACCUGGAUGGCAUAGUAUCAGGUGUGGAAGCAAAGGAUGGUGAGGAAGCGAGGAACAACCGAAAGAUGUCUCUGCGACAGAUGUUGAUACGGCAGAGCAAAUUCAUGGAAUCUGUUCGGAAUACGUACACGAGCCAUUUCCUGGUUGCAAUGGCACAGCUGUGUCAUAUGGACACUGGCUUAGCAGAGAGUGUAUGGCUGGAUUUCUUCCCUCGAGUAUGGAGAGUACUAAGCGACAGGCAACAGUCAGCUCUAAUCACAGACUUAGUGCCUUUCCUCGCCAGUGGUGCACAUGUUAUCCAGAAGGACUGCCAUCCAAGCGCACUGAAUUCUUUCACAGAAGGCCUCACAAGAUGCAUUGACAACUUACCUUUAAAGCCUUCUCUUAUGAAAUACAUAGGUAAGAGUCAUAACCUGUGGCACAGAAUAUCACUGAUACUUGAAAAAAUGAUCGCUGAAGGUAAUUUGAGCCUCCUGCAGAAAAAUAAGAGAGACAUCGGUGACUGCUACGAAUUUGAACCCAGUGCUCCUGUGCAUCAAUGGCAAGAAGUCCUCGAUGCUCUUUCUGACAUGUACUCAAUGUUGAGUGAGGAGGACAUGUGGGCUGGCCUGUGGCAAAAACAUGCUCGCUACCGCGAGACGAAUAUUGCCAUCAUGUAUGAGCAGCAAGGCUUCUUUGAACAUGCUCAGGGAGCUUACGAAGUCGCAAUGAGUAAAGUUCGCAGUGACUUUUCUGGCGCAACUACACCGGGUGUUGUGCAGACGGAGAUGAAGCUGUGGGAGGACCAUUGGAUUCGGUGUUCAAAGGAACUGAAUCAGUGGGACAUACUUCUAGAGUAUGCAAAUGACAAAAGUGCAUGCAAUCCUCUACUGCUGCUGGAAACAUCAUGGCGAGUUCCCAAUUGGAAUACAACAAAGGAAGCUUUAACAAGGCUGGAGCAAAGCUGCCCGAAAGACGUAGCUUGGAAGCUUCACCUGUUUCGAGGAUACAUUACUGUUUGUCAUCCUGAUGAGAACCAUUUAAAUGUUGUUGAUCGAUAUGUGGAGAUUGCCUCAACGCUAUGCAUGCGCGAAUGGCGACGGCUUCCCAGUAUUGUCUCUCACGUGCAUUUACCGCUGCUACAGGCCGCUCAGCAGAUAAUAGAACUGCAGGAGGCAGCCCAGAUACAUCAAAGUUUGCUGCAUGCAUGUGCCACAUCAGUGCACGAUACCAUACACGAUUCUCUGAGAGACAUGAAGGCUACAGUGAAGACGUGGCGGAACAGGCUUCCCGUAAUUGCUGAUGAUCUGAGCCACUGGAGUGAUAUUUUCACUUGGAGACAGCACCACUAUUCUUUUAUUUCUGCACACUGUGAUUCGCAACAUGAACAGACGAGUAAUCAUGGCAUGCUCGGUGUUCACGCGUCUGCACAGGUACGAGGAAUUAUUCAUGCGUCUGCACAGGCAAUCCUACACUUUGGAAAAAUUGCCAGGAAACAAAAUUUGACAAGUGUUGCAAUGGGACUUAUUUAUACAGUCCCAAGUUUGUUAAUAGUAGAUUGCUUCCAGAAAUUACGCCAGCAAAUUAAGUGUUACGUGCAGUUAUCAACAGUUGCUGGAAGACCUGAACUAAAAGAGGCUCUUGAUCUCAUAGAGUCCACAAAUUUGAAAUAUUUCACACGAGAAAUGACUGCAGAACUUUACUCAUUAAAAGGCAUGCUGCUAUCGCAGCUAGGACGUUCGGACGAGGCCAACAAAGCAUUCUCGGCAGCUGUGCAGCUUCACGACACAUUGUUGAAGGCGUGGGCGAACUGGGGGGACUACCUGGAGCAGGUGUUCACGCAGGAGCCCACCAAUCUGCAGAUUGGGCAUGCCACCAUCACCUGCUUCCUGCACGCCUGCCGGCACCAGAACGAGCACAAGUCACGCAAGUACAUCGCCAAGGUUUUGUGGCUGUUGACAUUUGAUGAUGAGCGCCUCGGAUUGGCGGAAGCAAUGGAUAAAUAUUCCAUUGGUAUUCCUCCGCUGAUGUGGCUCCCGUGGGUUCCACAGCUGCUCGGCUGUAUUCUCCGUAUUGAAGGCAAGCUCGUGCUGAAUCUUAUCAGCCAGAUUGGUCGAAUGUUCCCUCAGGCAGUUUAUUUCCCCAUAAGGACAUUGUACCUUACACUGAAAAUAGAACAGAGAGAAAGAAAUAAAAAUGUCGAAAUGGUACCUGUGACUAAACAGGCUUCCACCUCUGAUGCUGGUAAUACUGCUGUGGGCAGCCCAACACCAGGUGUUGCAGCUGAUGGUCAGCAGGUGGCGUCAGAGGCUGGCCCUAUAAGGGCGACGCCACCCAUGUGGCGCUGCUCCCGCGUGAUGCAUAUGCUCCGUGACAUCCACCCCACCGUCCUGUCAUCGCUAGAAGGCAUUGUCGACCAGAUGGUCUGGUUCCGAGAGAACUGGUAUGAAGAAGUCCUCAGGCAGCUACGUCUCGGGCUAGCGAAGUGCCUUGCUAUCGCUUUUGAAAACAGUGCUAAUGUGGAAGAAGCAACUAUUACGCCACAUACACUGAAUUUCAUUAAGAAACUUGUUUCCACGUUUGGUAUUGGAAUUGACUUGAAGGCAGAGCGGCAGUCGAACUCUGCUUCAUCGUCAUCGUUUGUGAGCACAGCCUCGGAGAGCUUGGCCAGCCGCGCACGGGCAACGGCCCAGGAUCCGGUCUUCCAGAUGAUGAAGGUGCAGUUCACAACUGACUUUGACUUCAGCCAGCCAGACUCCAUGAAGCUGCAGAACCUCAUCCAGAAGCUGCGCAAGUGGAUCACUAUUCUCGAGGCUAAAGUGAAAACCUUACCCAAGUCAUUCCUGAUUGAAGAGAAAUGCAGGUUCCUCAGUAAUUUCAGCAUCCAUACAGCUGAAGUUGAAUUGCCUGGGGAAUUUCUGCUACCAAAGCACACUCAUUACUAUGUACGGAUCUCGCGAUUCAUGCCACGCGUGGAUGUCGUGCAGAAGCACAAUACUGCUGCCCGUCGCCUGUAUAUCCGUGGGCACAACGGGAAGAUCUACCCGUACCUUGUUGUGAAUGAUUCGAGCCUUGGUGAUUCAAGGAGGGAAGAGAGAGUGCUGCAAUUGUUGCGUUUCCUGAAUCAUUAUCUGUCCAAACAGAAGGAAACAGCUCGAAGAUUUCUGCAUUUCACAGUGCCUCGUGUUGUUGCUGUUGCUCCUCAAAUGAGACUAGUUGAGGACAACCCUUCAUCAAUUUCUCUACUGGAUAUAUUCAGGGAAAGCUGUGUGAAGAACAAGAUUGACUUUUUAGACCCUGUUUCUAAUUAUUAUGAUCAGCUUAGCACAGUACAGGCUAGGGGAUCUCAGCCCAGUGUCCAGGUUCUGCGGGAAAUCCUUCAGGAUACACAAAAGAGUAUGGUGCCUAGAACCCUGUUGAGUGACUGGGCACUAAGGACCUUCACAACACCUACAGAUUACUGGCAGUUCCGGAAAAUGUUCACAUUGCAGCUGUCACUGGCCUGCUUCUGUGAGUACGUGCUACAUCUCACGAGGCUGAACCCCGACAUGAUGUACAUCCACCAGAACUCUGGCCUGAUGAACAUUGCGUAUUUUAAGUUUGACGUCGAUGAUAUGACAGGAGAACUCGAUUCAAACAGGCCUGUUCCUUUCCGGCUGACACCAAACAUUGUAGAACUGCUGACGAUGAUUGGCAUUAAUGGACCCUUUACCGCAAGCAUUAUAGCGACAGCACGGUGUCUUGCACAACCAGCCUUCAAGUUACCCACCUACCUGAGGGCAAUUCUUAGGGAUGAAAUGGCAGCAAGCUAUAGGAAGAAACAAGACGAUACCAAACAAGAAAUUUUACCAAACUCUGUACCUGAGGAAGUGAAGGGUGAUACAUUGAUCGUCAUGGUGAAUCGUGCAGUCGCAGCAAUUAUGUCGAGGGUUAAUUGCCUUGCUAACUUUGACGGUAUAGAAAGCAAGGCAAGUAGCUUGGUCAAUACUGCGAUGGACUACAAUAACCUUUGUCGUACAGACCCUGCAUGGCAUCCAUGGCUUUAAUGUAUUGUAUGUGUACGAGAGAUUAGUUUUUGUAAAACUGUAAUUUUUUGUAAUAAAUUAUUUGUAAUAGA
Schistocerca gregaria is the source of this 12543-nucleotide messenger RNA. It is a transcript of the gene Nipped-A, whose product is annotated as transformation/transcription domain-associated protein. Gene Ontology annotation, molecular function: transcription coregulator activity; protein binding. The transcript is spliced from 70 exons. The record is from RefSeq and is a predicted model, not a curated record. NCBI's taxonomy places the organism in Eukaryota, Metazoa, Arthropoda, Insecta, Orthoptera, Acrididae. Gene Ontology annotation, cellular component: nucleus; SAGA complex; NuA4 histone acetyltransferase complex. The coding region runs from base 368 to 12472 and encodes 4034 amino acids. Gene Ontology annotation, biological process: regulation of DNA-templated transcription; DNA repair.